Messenger RNA from Daphnia magna, 2667 nucleotides. RefSeq lists its product as uncharacterized. Bases 1 to 2667 code for a protein of 888 amino acids. Gene Ontology annotation, molecular function: zinc ion binding; nucleic acid binding. The transcript is spliced from 3 exons. The record is from RefSeq and is a predicted model, not a curated record. Lineage: Eukaryota; Metazoa; Arthropoda; Branchiopoda; Diplostraca; Daphniidae.
AUGAAGCAACACAAUUACCAGCAGCUCACUUGCGCGGCUCGUCCAUCUCAGCAGGCUAGUCAACGCUAUUCCCGGGGUCCGCCAGCUGGUGCCCCUCCGAAUGGUUGCUGGAACUGUGGAGCUGAGUCGUUCCACCAACGGUCCGAAUGCCCAGCUAAUGGGAAAGAGUGUGGUUGCUGUGGAAAGAUCGGCCAUUUCAAGAAAGUAUGUUCUAAAAACACACCUAAACCAGAGACGGCGGGUAGCAUCAUCAUCGGCUCCAUCAUGACGGGUGAGCUCCUAGAGGCCGAUGUUUCCCCCGCAGGCAGUGAUUCUCGCGUGACAGUGUCUUUUCUACCCGACACGGGCGCUUCUAUUGACGCCAUACCACAUCAACUUUACGAACACCUGUUCAGCGAAACACCACUCCACCGCGCCCCUAGUCGAGCUAUAACAGCAAAUGGUGAAGAAAUCGAGAACCAUGGCACCUUCCAGGCAACCGUUAAGUUAGGACAAACCGCCAAUAACCCAUCGUCGCUGAUUACCAUGCACGUACUAAAAGACCUCCGGCAGCCGGUGUUAUCAAAAGCAACGCAGAAGAAGCUUGGCGUUCUACCUUUGGACUACCCUUACUGGUGCGUCCAGUCAAUCCGCAUCAACGUUUCCCCUCAGCAAAAGGCCGAAAUCGCCCCAAAGGAAAGGCGCUCGCGGACCCAUCUUAUUCACUGCCGCGCCAUCCAUUCGUUCUGCGGACGAGAAAGGCGACGGAGCAGCCGCACCGAGGCGGAGGUGAGCGAGGGCGACCAGCAGGUGCCCAAGCAUGGACGCGAGGUGUUCAGAGAAGAGGAGGUGGGGGCCAGAUUGUUGGCCUUUGCGGGCCAAUGGAGUGAGGUGACGGACGAUAGUUGGGUUUUGGACGGGAUUACGCAGGGCAUAAAAUUAGAUUUUGAGGCGCUUCCAACCCAGCUUGUAAUCCCCCCCCCUGUUGCAAUGUCAAAAGAAAUGGUUAAAAUUUGCGACAAGGAGGUGGAGGACUUAAUUAGGAAACGGGCGAUCACUGAGGUUGCAAGGGGCUCAGAGGGUUUCGUCUGCUCCUUAUUUGUUAUUCCGAAAAAAUCGGGAGGAUUUAGGCCCAUAAUCAACCUUAAACCAUUAAAUCAGUUCAUACGAUAUGAACAUUUUAAAAUGGAGAAUCUAGAAUCGGCCAGGUUUCUUUUGAGAAAAGGGGAUUGGAUGGCGAGGCUAGAUUUGAAAGAUGCCUACCUGACGGUCCCUGUGCACCCCUCCCAUCAGAAAUUUUUGCGUUUUCAAUGGAAGGGGCGUAUUUUCCAGUUUUCCUGUCUAGCCUUCGGUCUCGCACCCGCACCGCGAAUUUUUACAAAAAUUCUCAAAGUAGUUAUGGGUUUUUUAAGGAAAAAAGGGUUGAGACUGAUAAUAUAUUUGGACGACAUUUUAAUUUUAAAUACGUCUAGAGAGCGCGUGAUGGCAGACCUGGAAGUAGUGAUUGAGUUACUACAGCGUCUGGGUUUCAUUAUUAAUUGGGGGAAAUCGGUACUGGAACCAGCACAGAGGCUAGAAUAUUUGGGGCUGGUUAUCGAUUCUAAUCGAUUGUCAUUCGCAUUGCCAAUAGCCAAAAUAGAAGCGGUGAAGGCUAUGUGUGAAGCAGUUCUUUUAGCGAAGGUCGUUUCACUGAGAGAGAUAGCAUCCAUUAUGGGAAACUUUACAUGGGCAAUUCCGGCAAUUCCGUACGCACAGGCGCACUACCGUCGUUUGCAAAGUUUCUACAUUAGGAAGGCGCAGGCGGCAUAUUCCAAUCUAAAGAUCAAGUGUUUGCUCUCGCUCAAAGCACAGGAAGAUCUAAAAUGGUGGGUGGCUAAUCUAGAUAAAGCGAAGGAUAAGGUUUUCUUUCUUCAAGCACCGGAUCUCGAAAUAUAUACUGACGCUUCCUUAUCGGGGUGGGGAGCUUGCUGUAAUGAGGUUAGGACAACGGGAUCGUGGACGCUUACGGACUCAACAAGAAAUAUCAACGAACUUGAGCUUUUGGGCGCAUUAUUCGCGGUACAGGCGUUCGCAGUCCGCUCGAAAAACAUAGCCAUCCGUAUUCAUCUCGACAAUGCUACAGCGGUAGCAUACAUAAAUCAUUGUGGGGGAACUAGGUCCCGAGCGCUGACAGUCAUAUCAGCGGAAUUAACAUCGUGGUGCGAGGAGCGCGGAAUAUCGCUGGAAGCGGUCCACGUAGCCGGGAAAUUGAACAUAAUUGCGGAUGAGGAAUCACGAGCUGGACCCGACUCCAGCGAUUGGAGGCUAGACAAGCGGAUGUUUAGCCGUAUUCAGGAUCUUUGGCCGUCAAAAGUUGAUGCCUUCGCGACGCCUUGGAAUGCACAGCUUCCGUCAUUUAUAUCAUGGCAUCCGCAGUCCGGGGCGCUGACGACAAAUGCAUUUUUCGUAAAUUGGGGUGGGUUAUUAGCCUAUUGUUUUCCUCCCUUCGCCUUGAUAUUCAAGUGCCUUGAGAAGAUCCGUCGUGAAAAAGCUCUGGUGGUUUUUGUAUGUCCCGUAUGGAUAGGCCAACCUUGGUUCCCGUUACUACUGGAGCUGUUGUGCGAUGUUCCCCGUCUCUUUCCGUCUCUUUCCACAAUUCUAAUUACCUUUCGGGAUCGCUACGCGAUCCCUCUGGUAAUUGCUAAGUAG